Molecule: messenger RNA, 2166 nt
Organism: Perkinsus marinus ATCC 50983
Lineage: Eukaryota; Perkinsozoa; Perkinsida; Perkinsidae
Exons: 22
Coding region: 1-2166 (721 amino acids)
Source: RefSeq, a predicted model, not a curated record
AUGAUCAGAGUCAUAGCUAACGUGGCGAUUGUCGAUCGCGUCACCUCGAGAUUGGGAGCACCACUGCAAAUGGUUGGAAACCUCUCUAAUACCUACUCGGGUGCUAAGAAGGUAUCACCAGCAGAGGCUCCCACAAGGGCUGCCACUCCCUUCAAUGUGGAGGCGAAAGUCUUCGUGCCAUCCUCGUCUGGAGAGAUACGAAAAACGUCGUCAAGUUUUAAUCCUAAUGCAGAGGCGUUUGUCCCGAUGGGAAGUGCUCCUAUCAAGGACCCUAGGGAGAGUGUGCUUAACGAGCUGAUGGAGGAUCGGGUUGUUGUAGAAGGAAAUGAUGGUGGGAAUGGAGAGGUAUCCGAGGUUGCCUGUGGAAAGGUGGUUAUUGAUAGAGCUCAGUGGGAGCAUACGGAGGAGUUGGAGAUAUUCAAACGGAUGAUAGUAGUGGUCGUGAGAUACUACCAAGGUAGUCACAAUUUGAAGAGCCUGCGAGAACGAUUUGGAGUGGUGAAAUUGAUGCCGUUUUUACGCUCGAUUAAGGAGUUGGACCUAGUUGGCGUUCACCCUGAGGUCAGAGUUAGAGUGAAAACGGAGUAUAUGGGGGAGCUUCCUGUUGCGGCGGAAUCUCGCGGUGAUUUGAAAAAUAUAUUACCGUUUCUGGCCUCUCCUGGUGAAUACCCUCCCAUCACUAAUGUGGAGUUAUUGACUAAAUUGACUGGUGCUCUUCCGAAGGGAUGUGGUAAGAGGAGGUGGAGGGAGGCCGGGAUUGGGUCUACCACCGAUGCCAUCGUCAAUGCUGAUGGGAAGGAGUAUGAUUCAAAACAGGUCCAGGGUGGCACCCCCUCAGCGGCAACAGCCGUCGUAGCUCAGCAGCUGCUACGUAGUCAACAAGAACUUAUGCAACAGUUGGGCGCAGGCUCGUCUGCGGCGAUAGAUUCUCUUAUGGAAGAGUUGUUAUCAACGUCGAGUCCGGAUUUGGGUCAUGUAGAGGAGGUUGUGAAGCAGCUUGAGUGUGUGAAUGGUGAUUUGUCGGAAAACGAUGAAGAGACUUUCUCCAGAGAUAUGUGGCUGAGCCUGGGGACGUUUCGUCGCCUUAUAGUGAAGGCAGUUGAGGUUGUAUGCAGAGAACAAGAUAUCAAGUGGCGUGGUAUGGGAGGGAGGGUGGAGCGGUCUCUGGUGAUAGGCUGUAGCUCAGCUGAGCUCGCUGAGAAGUGGGAAGAGAUGUAUCCACAGCUGCAACCUCUGGAGUCGUUCUAUCUACCCUAUUUCGGUGUUGAUGAUCUCGAGAGGUUCAAGUCGGCAUUUCCCGAAUUAUGGGUUGUUCGGUUGGGAGAGAGGACUUGUGAUGUGAGGGUGAGUACGAUGGGGCAUGUGGAGAAGUACUGUAGUGUGGUGCCUGGGAGGAAGGGGGUGGAGGAGAAGUUGAAGGAGCAGUUGAGGAGGUUGUUAACAGAGUUGGUGUGGAGGAGGUGUCAAGAACAGCGGCUGGAGGAAGUAGAUAGGAGGGCUCGGCGAGGUGAAGGGGAGUGUGGGGAGAGGCUCAGGGAGGAGAGGAGGAAGAUGGAAUAUGCAGUUGAGAGGAAAGUGAGGCGGCUAGAGGGAACACCGAGCGGCGUCAGGGAAGGAGGCCGGCACCGAUUGACACUUCGAGGAGUCCAGAAAGGGGUUGAGGGGGUAUUGGUGGAGGAUGUGAAGAAGGUGUGGUAUGAGGUUUAUUCGCGGCACUUGCAGGCGCUGUUGGAUAUGUGUGGUGUGCGCAAGGUACUCACGUUGCUUCGGAGCUGUCCUUGUAUCGUCGUCGAAGGGGAGGGGUUAGAGGCGCGAUGUUUGGUGCGUGUGAGAAGGCCGCUGGUUUCUGUACAGCCGUUUGCGAGACCAUCUAUAGUGACGCCGGAGACGGUGCCGCUGCCGACGCCGAUGAAGGGGGGUGUUCCUCAAUCUCAGGGUGGAGUAGAUGAGGAGGAGGAAGAGCGGUUGGCGAUGGAGAAGUUACUAAGGCAACUUAUUAUGCAUCAUGACGGGGAGAGGGAGGAGAAGGAGGAGAAGGAGUUGACGUAUUCUAAGGAGAAAAUGCUGUCAGUUCGAACGGCUAUGCUACGCUACGGCGUGUUGGAGGGCCCUCUGUCUGCUUUUCUCUAUGGCCUCGGACGGCUCGUUGCGCUCAUCAUUGGAUGA